CCUCGGUCUGGCUCACCCACAUCCACGUGUACUAACAGCAACCAAGAAGUACUCGGGUACAACAGAAUGCAUGAUUUGCAGAGGAGUCACCACGCACUUGUCAGCAGUUGCAUCGACGUUACCCACCCUCUCGGUCAAAAGUGGAAUACAGGGCUAGUCAUCACACUACUGAAAUUCACCAGGAUUCGCGUCGAUGCAAGGCAUCCGAAGUUCCCGCCUCUGAUCAGGACCUCUCUCUGUGGAAAGAAAUUGAGGUUGCUUCCUUUCAUUGAACGGUUCUCUUUCUUACUCAUCAUGAGCGCCAUCGUUCACAUAUCCCUCACUUCUGGGAAGGUUAUACUCAUGGAUAUCUUAGUAAACGAGUCGUGUUACUACCAGGUGAUGGUUCCCGAGUGCUCGGCCCGUUGUGUGUCUCUGACUGGGGAUAGAGUUGUGGAAUGCAUCGCGAAAGGAUAUUACGCAGAUGGGAAGAAAAUUGGGAAGUACUUCCACAAAUUCCAACCUCCAACCUUUCCAGAACCUCUCCACCGAUUCUAAUCUCAACUUCAAUUGCUCACUUAGUAUGCCCUUUCAAUGCCCCAAAGCUCUAUUCGCUGGCAUCCGGACCCUUGAAUACGUACCGUGCAACUUUCAAAUUUCCAUCUCCACGUUGGGCGACACCUGGCACCCAUAACGAAAUGCAAAUGUGAUUGAGUAAGCGCGAGAGCAAAGCGCCUCCUCCAGACUAAGUGCAGU
Messenger RNA from Pisolithus orientalis, 735 nucleotides. RefSeq lists its product as uncharacterized. The record is from RefSeq and is a predicted model, not a curated record. NCBI's taxonomy places the organism in Eukaryota, Fungi, Basidiomycota, Agaricomycetes, Boletales, Pisolithaceae. The coding region runs from base 67 to 537 and encodes 156 amino acids. The transcript is spliced from 6 exons.